CAUCCUGUGAUGUGCAAGAGCUCUCAAGUUGCAUUCACUGCAUAUCAGUGAGUGAUCAUGAAGGAAGGGGAACUCCGUUUUGGUUUGGUUCGGUUCCCAGCUUCUUCCGUGUUUGACAAAGUGAAACUAUUUGACAUUUACUGUCUCUGAGAGGUGAAAUGGCACAGCGAGGAAUUCAGAUGAACCAAGAAAAACUCUGCUGUUCGAUCUGUCUGGAUCUACUGAAGGAUCCUGUCACUAUUCCCUGUGGACACAACUACUGUAUGAGCUGUAUUAAAAGCCACUGGGAUGAAGAGGAUCAGAAGCAAAUCCACAGCUGUCCUCAGUGCAGACACACCUUCAUGCCGAGGCCUGCUCUUGUGAAAAACACCAUGUUUGCAGAUUUAGUGGAGGAACUGAAGAAGACAGGACUCCAAGCUGCUCCAGCUGAUCACUGCUAUGCCGGACCUGAAGAUGUGGCCUGUGAUUUCUGUACUGGGAGAAAGCUGAAAGCUGUCAAGUCCUGUCUGCAGUGUCUGGUGUCUUACUGUGAGCAGCACCUCCAGCCUCACUAUGAAUCCCCUGCCUUUGAAAAACACAAGCUGGUCGGCCCCUCCAAGAAGCUUCAGGAGAACAUCUGUACUCGUCACAACAAGGUGAUUGAGAUUUUCUGUCGCACUGAUCAGCAGUGUAUCUGUUAUCUGUGCUGCAUGGAUGAACAUAAAGGCCACGACACAGUUUCAGCUGCAGCAGAACGGACUGAGAGGCAGAAAGAGCUCGGGGUGAGUCGACAAAACAUCCAGCAGAGAAUCCAGAACAGAGAGAAAGAUGUGACGGUGCUUCAGCAGGAGGUGGAGGCUAUCAAUCACUCUGCUGAUAAAGCAGUGAGGGACAGUGAGAAGAUCUUCACAGAUCUGAUCCGUCUCAUUGAGAAAAGAAGAUCUGAUGUGAAGCAGCACAUCAGAUCUCAGCAGAAAACUGAAGUUAGACAAGUCAAAGAGCUUCAGGAGAAGCUGCAGCAGGAGAUCACUGAUCUGAGGAGGAAAGACACUGAGCUGGAGAAGCUCUCACACACAGAGGACCACACCCAGUUUCUACAGAGCUACCCCUCACUGUCACAUCUCACUGACUCUGAAGACUCAUCCAGGAUCAAUAUCCGCCCUGUGCGACACUUUGAGGAUGUGACUGCAGCUGUGUCAGAGGCCAGAGAUAAACUACAGGACUUUGUUAGUGAUGUGUGGACCAAGAUCUCACUGACAAAGACUAAAGUGGAUGUUUUGCUGGCACAACCUCAGCCCAAGACCAGAGCUGAAUUCUUACAGUAUUCACGUCAGAUCACACUGGAUCCAAACACAGCAGACAGAUGGCUUGAAUUAUCUGAAGGGAACAGAAAAGCAACAGUGAGACAAGCACCAUUUUUAUUGCUAGUUUUCGACAGUCGUUGUCAGGUCCUGAGCAGAAAGAGUCUGACUGGACGAUGUUACUGGGAGGUGGAGUUGAGUGGUGGAACAGUUUCAGCUGCAGUCACAUUUGCACAUAGAAGACCAGUAUGUGAUACUGGAUUUGGGAACAAUGACACAUCUUGGGCAGUAUAUUGUUUGAGUGAUUCUUAUAAAUUCAGACAUAACAGUAUCAUCACUUCCAUCUCAGGCCCUCAGUCCUCCAGAGUGGGAGUGUACCUGGAUCACCCUGCAGGUAUUUUGUCCUUCUACAGCGUCUCUGACACCAUGACUCUCCUCCACAGAGUCCAGACCACAUUCACUCAGCCUCUCUGUGCUGGACUUGGUGUUUAUGGUUAUGAUUCCUCUGCUGAAUUGUGUGAUCUCAAGUAGACAGGUGUUAUAAACAAGACAACGGCUGAGAAUCUACUUUUAGGUAGUAAAGUGCAAAGUGGUUUUGCACUGAACAGUCACUCAAACAGUGUGGGUAUAUGAAGAUAUAUGUAUAUCAAGCAUAUAUGUAUAGAACUUAAAUAUCAGAUGAUCAGAAAUUAACAGAAUCUAUAAGUGUGGGGGUUUCUUUUAAAAUCUAUUAAGUAAAAUAAUAUUGUCGAGCUUAAAUUUUUUUUUCAAUAAUGUUUGUACAGUGGAAAACUUUGAUUAAUUGGAAACAAAAAUUUAAAUUAGACAGCUAUGUAUUUUAGAGUGUUUAUAUAUAGAAAUAAACUCAUGUAAUUAUUGACAUAUAUACGAUUUUUGUGCUGUAAAGUGUUUGAUUUGAGCUCACAGUUGAUCAUAGUUGAUGUUUAUUUUUUAAAAGUGUAGUUAAGAUGUAUAAUUAUUGUUACUAUACUGAUAAUCACUUGUGAAGCAUUGUUGAUUUUCCUCUACAGUGCAGACAUUCUGGUUUAUCAGACUUAAUGUGGAUUAAAUGAAUGGAGAAACUGAUCCAGGAUUUAUUAAUUAGAUCAUUUAAUAAAGUUGAUUUUUCC
Messenger RNA from Epinephelus fuscoguttatus (brown-marbled grouper), 2410 nucleotides. Its product is annotated as tripartite motif-containing protein 16-like. The coding region runs from base 159 to 1811 and encodes 550 amino acids. Lineage: Eukaryota; Metazoa; Chordata; Actinopteri; Perciformes; Serranidae. Gene Ontology annotation, molecular function: zinc ion binding; protein binding. The transcript has a single exon. The record is from RefSeq and is a predicted model, not a curated record.